AUGGAGUUGUUAGAUCUUCAGAGUUCCUGCAGCCAGAUCUUCAGCCGUCUCCACCAAGUGUUCCCAUACCUGUCUCCACAAGAAAUGGCAGAAUUGUAAGGAGGAAACCGGUGUUGAGGCUGAGCUAACAAUCUUGGACUUUUGAAAUUUUUUAGUUAGUGUUAAUCCGUUUUAAGUUAUAUUUACGUUUUCAGUUUUCAAUUUCAUGUUAUUAUGUUUUUUGUUUGUUUAUUCAAAGAAGGGAAAUGUAACGAUGUCACAAUAGCCUCUACGGGCUUGCGCUGCACAAUGAGAACUGAUAACCCAGAUGCAUGUACACGUGUUUUGUUAUGUAUCUUUGCAAUGGUCAACUUUCGAUCAGAUUACAUCAUUGUGUUAUCUAGCUGUAUUAUUUAGUCCACCUAUUGAUUUCCUGAUUACGUUACAUCCAAUUUUGGGAAUCUUUUCUGAGGGACAUAUUUUGGCCAAAGAAUUUGUCUAAGGUAUCUUCUAUUCGUCGUGGAAGACGACAAGAAACGAUUUCUCGACCUAUCUACUGCAGGAAAAAGCAAAAGAACAGGAAGCAGAUUAUUGUGUAUGAUACAGGCCUAGUGGUUAAUUCCUCUUUUCCCCAUCUUGAGGCCUCUUCAGAUAGCAAAGUAUAG
Pocillopora meandrina is the source of this 644-nucleotide messenger RNA. The record is from the annotation of a GenBank genome assembly. NCBI's taxonomy places the organism in Eukaryota, Metazoa, Cnidaria, Anthozoa, Scleractinia, Pocilloporidae.